CUAGCUCAGCCCCUUAUGUGCCAAAACUUUCUUCACAAUCAUACUUGGACCGAUAAACCAUGGCAACGAUUUCCCCCAACAUGACAUCUGAAGACUACUCCUCCGACAAUGCUCUAAAUUCUAGUGAGGAGUACCAGCUCUGCAACAACAGCAAUGCAAUGGCCUUUGGCAGAGUCUUCCUCCCUACACUCUACAGCAUUGUCUUCAUUGUGGGGUUCAUAGGCAACAGCCUAGUGUUGUGUGUCCUGGUCAAGUACCACAAACGAUCCAACAUGUCAGAUGUGUGCCUCUUCAAUCUGGCCCUUUCAGAUCUCUUCUUCCUUCUCUCAUUGCCUUUCUGGGCUCAUUAUGCCGCCAUCACUCAAUGGACUACUGGGAGAUUCAUGUGCCAUGCAGUGACGGCGCUCUACUUGCUGGGAUUCUAUGGAAGUAUCUUCUUCAUGAUCCUCAUGACCAUAGACCGCUAUGCAGUCAUUGUCCACACCUAUAACUCCCUCUUAUCCAAGCACCGGUCUGUCAGAGCUAGCAUAGCUUUGGUUUUGUUUAUGUGGACACUUAGCCUUGGAGCUUCUCUGCCAAACAUCAUGUUCUCACAAGUGAAGAAUGAAUCAAAUAGAUGGACAUGCAGUGUGGAAUAUCCAGAAGGAAAGGUAUGGACAUCAUUCAUUUACAUCGAGCUGAACAUCCUCGGCUUAAUUAUUCCUCUCUCAGUGAUGUUGUUCUGCUACUCACGUAUCAUCACCAUUUUAAUGACCAUGAAGUCUAAGAAGAAACACAACGCUAUCAGGCUCUUGCUGGUCUUGGUCAGUGUUUUCUUCAUCUUCUGGACGCCUUACAACAUCGUCAUCUUCCUGAGGUUCCUGCAUCAACUGGGUUAUAUGAACACCUGUCAGUGGUAUAAGGACCUGAACAUGGCUAUGCAGUGGGUGGAAAGCAUAGCAUUCACUCACUGCUGCCUCAACCCCAUCAUCUAUGCCUUUGUGGGGCAGAGAUUUAGGAAUUUAUUUCUAAAGAUCCUGAGAGAGUGGUUUCCUCUUUGCUUUAGCCAGUGCCCAACAGGUAUCAUUCAGUUACCAGAAACGAGAAACUUCUCAAGCUCCUCAAUGAUUUCCAGCACAAAAACUGUUCGGCCAAAAGGGGGCAAAAGGGCAACAUUUGAAAUGUAGGACAAAAAGAUAAAAUGCCAAAAACAGUAAUCAUUAUAACAUGUAAUGUUUUUAUAAUUCCAUACUUUCAAUUUGCCUUAAAAAAAAACAUUAUUGCAUUUGUUUAGUGCAGUUUAUGUACAUUUAUGCAUGGAAUAUAUACACACAUUAUAUAAGUAUUAUUAAAUAUCAUUAAGACUCGACAUGUUUUCUUGUUAUAUUUUCGUCACACUAUUUGCAUACUGUCAUUUUGUAGAUGGAGCCCCUAAGCGUUCUUGUCUUUUAAGGAAUAAUCCUGUACCAUUAAAUGGUAGUGCAAAUCUAUGCAUCUACAUCUAUGGCUGGUUUUAAUAAAAGUUCUUAAUUCUUUAUAACCAUUUAUUUGGUCCCUACAACCUUGUUAUCUAAUACUUAUACCACAAUUUACAGCAGUGGUGGGCCAUCAGGGCCAGCAAGGCCUUCUCUGCUGGCCUAAACAGCAGGGAUCUGAAUCACUGACUUGCAUUUAAAUAUAUUUAAUAUAUUUUUCCAUAAAUGUGUAUUAAAUUAUUCCCAAUAGUCUAUUCUCUACAUUUCAUAGCUUUUCUCUUGGUUGCACUGCUUCCAGUAGUGUAUAUUUUUGAUGAGUGGCUGACAUCAUGUGUUGCCAGGGUGAAAGAAAUCUGCCAUAAGGCCUUCAGAAACAAUAGUGCCGGUGCCCAUAUCUUAAAAGAAGUGGCAAUGAAAUUGUAACCAAUCAGAUUUCGAGUUGGCAUCACUGCGACCAUCUAGCAGGCAUACGAUUAUGUCAGCAAUGUCCCGUCCUUUGAUUUGAUAAUUGGAGUAGUCAGAGGCAGCAAAUCACACAUAUACAUUAUUUCUAUAUUUGCUGCGUCUCAUUUCGGAUGUUGCAUCCUUUGGAGAUUGCAGUUUGCUGCAUACGGCAUCAAGAAUGUCUUUUCUGAGAAAAGUAACCAUAAUAAAAUCGACUAUUCCUUGUGAGGUGUGAAAUACUGAAGACUAAUUUCUUUUUUAUUUUGCUAUUUAACGGUUGAUUAGUAUCUAUUGCCGUGGCAUCAUAAUGAUGGUAUAGAGGUGGAUUAAUUCAGGAAGGACACCACUGACGGCGUAGGCCUGCCACUGGUUUACAGUAUGUUUAAAUGUGUAUGUAAAUCCCCUGCCUGUAAUUCAUAGCUAGUUCUAUGAUCUUGGGGCCUAUUUCUUUCAUGUCAUUGUAUAACAACAGGGGUUGGACAAAAUAAUGUGAACACCGAUUAAAUAUGUAAUAUCUCUUUAUUAAGAAGGUGUUGGACCACCAUUUUCAUUUAAUGCAGCUUCCAACAUUCUUGGAAUACCUUUAUACAACUUCAGAAUAUCUUCUAGUGGAAUUUUGUAUCAGUCAUCCAGCAAAAUAUCUUCUAGUUGCUUCAAAGAGGUUGGAGCAAGGAUCCUGCUUCUCACUCUUCUCUCCAAAAUUUCACACAUUGGUUCAAUGAUAUUGAAGUCUGGUGAUUGAGAUGGCCAGAGCUGUACUGGCGCUCCUCAAACCGACUCAAGACUGAACUCUUUUGACUGUAUGUAUCGGUGCAUUAUUCUCUUGAAAAAUGGCAUCAUUGUUUGGAAACAUUUGACCCAUAGGAUGCACCUGAUCACUUUUGCUAUAUAUUAUAAUAUAAUAUAUCAUAAUAGUAUAUUUUCAAAUAUUUGCUGGCAGUACCAUGAGCAUGUAGGCUAAAGAUGGGGCCAGAAUGCCAAGAUAUGGCCUCCCAAAUCUUCACAGAUCAACCCCCAUGUUUGACAGUUGGAACCAGACAGUUCAACCUGUAGACUUUCUUGGACAUUCCCCACACAUAAACUCAACAUGCUGUUGAGCUGCAGUGAGCUGAUCAUGUCCAAUAUUACACCCACAGUCUUUCUCAGAGUUACCAUCUGGAGAAGCUAGAGGAAGACAUCAGAGGGUAAAUUCAUGUGACAACUUCAGAACUGUACCAAAAGAUGGUGCUGUUACUCCAUACUAACUAUUUCAUUGGGAAUUUAGUGAGGAAGAUUCACCUUUGUAUAAACCCAUUAGGCACUAAGGUCAACCUGUUUCCCUUGUGCACUUAUCUUUAUUAACUGAUUUAAUCAAUAAAACAUGCUUAUUACAAGAAAGCAGUGGUGUCUAUAAGUAAUAUUACUUUUGAAAGCUUCUGAGACUAUUAUAUGUCAGUUAUUAAAAAGUUAAAUGCAUUUUGAUAAUCAUCAAGCAGUUAAAUAAAAAUUAAGGUGCUUUUAAUUUGGGAACUCUGGAAAACCUUAUACAUUUUAAAUGUUACCAUUUUGAUUUAGCUUUGGUUUAAAUCAUCAUCUGUCUGCUGCACCUUAUGCAAAUCUGUCCCACAGAUUAAGAAUUGCUUUGGAUAUUAAAUAAAACUGACCCGUACAGCUCAGUGGAUAUUUUCCAGUGGAUGCCACACAGAGAUAGGCUCAAUGAUAACAGAACAUAAAAAAAACCCAGUAAUAACUGGGCAAGACCACAAGAUAAUGUAUACUCAAUAAAGUGAAGUCAAUCAUUAAAGUUAAAAUAUGGAGGCCAUAAAAUAAUAUUUAGAAACCUUAAAAGUAGUGGUCAUGAGAUCCUGAGGCUCCAGUUCUUUAACAUUAUUUAUUUUUGUCAGCAGCAGGUGGAAAAAAUCUAUUAGCUUUUAGAAUUCGCUUAAGGUGCUGUGAGCUAAUGUUACAUCCAUGUCAAAAUAGCAGUUGACUCCAGCAUUUAUUAAUGCAUUUUUUCAAAAUUAAAGUGUAAUAUUAAUCACCAUUUUUAAAGUUUCUGUAGACACAACAGUCUACUUCAUUAAAUUUU
Molecule: messenger RNA, 3966 nt
Organism: Hemibagrus wyckioides
Lineage: Eukaryota; Metazoa; Chordata; Actinopteri; Siluriformes; Bagridae
Product: C-C chemokine receptor type 5-like
Exons: 2
Coding region: 60-1166 (368 amino acids)
Biological process (GO): immune response; G protein-coupled receptor signaling pathway; chemotaxis
Cellular component (GO): membrane
Molecular function (GO): chemokine receptor activity
Source: RefSeq, a predicted model, not a curated record